This is a messenger RNA of Solanum dulcamara, 3038 nucleotides long. RefSeq names its product probable protein S-acyltransferase 19. The coding region runs from base 451 to 2631 and encodes 726 amino acids. Gene Ontology annotation, biological process: peptidyl-L-cysteine S-palmitoylation; protein targeting to membrane. The transcript is spliced from 9 exons. The record is from RefSeq and is a predicted model, not a curated record. Gene Ontology annotation, molecular function: protein-cysteine S-palmitoyltransferase activity. Gene Ontology annotation, cellular component: Golgi apparatus; endoplasmic reticulum. NCBI's taxonomy places the organism in Eukaryota, Viridiplantae, Streptophyta, Magnoliopsida, Solanales, Solanaceae.
AUUAGAGAGUUAGAGAGGAAAAACUCCUGUAGAAAUUUGUACUUAGAACUUUUUGCUUUGCUUUAGUCAAACUCAAUAACCCCUUUCUCUUCUUUCCUUAAACCCUUUUUCCAGCUUCUUGUAUACUCCUCACACUUGAUCUUUUAUUAAAGAUUGUGUUUUUAUGGUAAAUCUUGAAUUUACAGAGCACUGAAGAAGAAAUCCUGUAGAAAUUUGUAAUUUUUUACAACCCCUUUUUGAAAUUUUAGUAUACUCUUCAUAUUCUUGUUUCUUUUGUUAAAGAUUAUGUUUUUAGAUAAAUCCUUAAAUUUGAGAGCAAAUGAAGAACAACUCAUUUAGAAAGUUGUGAUUUUUUCUUCUUUUGUCAGAUUUGAAGUUCUAUCUUCCAUUAUUUUUUAAAGUGAAAGUUUUUUUUUUCCCACAUAAAAAGAUUUUUUGGUGUUGGAAGUGAUGGUGAGAAAACAUGGAUGGAAGCUACCAGCACACACCUUUCAGGUUGUUGCUAUAACUGUAUUUUGCUUUUUGGUGGUUGCCUUCUAUGCUUUCUUCUCUCCUUUCCUUGGAGGACAAAUUUGGGAGUAUGCUCUGAUUGCAGUGUAUUCGCCAGUGGCAUUGCUUGUUUUUGUUCUUUAUGUUCGUUGUACUGCAAUCAACCCUGCAGAUCCUGGCAUAAUGUCUAUAUUUGACUCUGAACGAGUGAAUAAUGCUAACUCAAAACACAGAUUGUCUGCAAGAAAGUUGUCUGGAAAGUUUGAUGAACUUAGUAAUGAUGCACGUUCUUCUCUAUCAUCAGUUUCUAGAAGUUCUAUUGCCGUUACCAACUCCAUCAAGAAAGAUCAACUAGAAACUGAAAUAUCUGAUAAUCUGGUGGUUUCUUCUAGUAGAAAGUCAUCGUGCUGUAAAAUCGGAGGAGUCCUUUGUUUUUUAUUUGUAUAUGAAGAUUGCUGCAAACAAGGGGGAUUUUCUCAGGAAAAAGAGAAUGGUGAAGAUGCUUUGUAUUGCACAUUGUGCAAUGCCAAGGUCUGCAAGUUCAGUAAACAUUGUCGAAGCUGUGAUAAAUGUGUGGAUGGAUUUGAUCAUCAUUGUCGGUGGCUCAACAAUUGUGUAGGGAGGAAAAACUAUGCUUCUUUUAUAUCAUUGAUGGUUUCCAGCCUGGUCUGGCUUGUUAUUGAAGCUGGAGUUGGAAUUGCUGUUCUAGUACGAUGCUUUGUGAACAAAAAGAAUAUGGAGGCUGAAAUAGUUGAUCGACUAGGGAAUGGUUUCUCUCAAGCCCCAUUUGCAACUGUUGUGGUUGUAUGUACAGCCGUUUCAUUGCUGGCUUGUUUUCCUCUGGGGGAGCUUUUCUUUUUCCAUAUGAUACUGAUAAGAAAGGGCAUUACAACGUACGAGUAUGUUGUAGCUAUGAGGGCCAUGAGCGAGGCACCCGGGGAAGAGUUUGUAGAUGAAGAACAUCCUAACAUUGUAUACUCUCCUUCAGGAUCAGCUACGACUGGCUUCAGCGGUGGAAGUUCUUUGGGCUUGCAGUACAAAGGUGCAUGGUGCACCCCUCCUAGGGUGUUCGUUGAUUAUCAGGAAGAAGUUGCUCCUCAGUUAGAGCCAAGAACGGUCCCAUCUACAGUUGAUCCGGAUGCAGCUAGGCUCGGAGAAAAGGGAAACAAGGGACCUAAACGAGCUGUUAAGAUCAGUGCAUGGAAGCUUGCCAAAUUGGGCUCAAAUGAAGCCAUGAGAGCUGCAGCAAAAGCCAGAGCAUCGUCAUCUGUUCUACGUCCUAUAGACAAUCAUCGCUUUGAUCCUGAACUGAGUUUCAGUGAUAGUAUGAGUGUCAGAAGCAUUAUCAGCGCUGAGACCGGUGGAAAUAAAAGUAUGAGAAACGAAUUGGGAAAUUCAUUUGCUCAUAGUCAAGGUACCCGAGACGAGUUUGAAACUAGCACCUGUAGUGUCAGCAGUUUGAGUAGUCCAAAAAGCCAUGUUCAUGAGUCAGUCGCAGUAAGCCCUUUCCGACAAGUUCACAGUUUUGGCCAUCUUAACACCGGUAUAGAACCAGAAAAGGCCCGAGUUUCUAGAGACGCAUUCCCAGAUAACGUCUAUCAAUUGUCGCAGUCUUCUUCAGAGUUUGAUGAGAAGAUCAUGCAGAGGAAUAGUGUAUCUGAUCCUGCAACUUCUCUGCUCAGAGAUGUUAAACGAACAUCUGUAGUCUGGGACCAAGAAGCUGGAAGGUAUGUGUCUGUCGUGGUCUCAGCUUCUGAAGCUUGUACAAGGCCAUCCUCGCAAGUAGAAUUAUUGAAUCCAAAUGCAGGAUCAGAUAUCAAUGACAAGAGGCCAGCCCUUCUCCCUCAAGAACCUUCACAGGCUCCAGCAAAGCCUUUAGUCAGCCAGUCAGAAAAGCUAAUGUAUAGUGGAGAGUCUAUAUUCUUUGGUGGUCCACUUUUGCGCGGUCCAACUAAGGAUGGUUUGAAAAACGAAAGAGGCUCGGGUUCAAGAGAUGUCCAAGAGAGAUUACCAUUUAAUUUGACUCGGGAAUCCAGGUUUAAAAGGGACGCUGGCUCGCACCAACUUCCUGUGUUUGUUCCUGAUGAUUUUUUGCCAAAUAUUUCAUCUGGAACUGCUCAAAGUAGCUCUAGGCAGGGCUGAUGAUGUGAUAUUCACUUUGCAUUCUCCAGCCAUGCAUAGCAAGGGUUGAACAGAAGAAACCUCUUGAAUGAGCUGUCAUUGAACCUCCAGGAACCUUGCAGCUGCUCGGGUACUCGAUUAAAAUGUUUCUUCUAAUAAAAACUUACCCGCACCCAAUAUUUAUGCCAAAUUAAUGAAUGCAAAACAUGUCUCUUCCAUACAAACACGGUUAAGUGAUAUGUAUUGCGUUAAAUUGUUUGGUGUAAACAUCUGAUGAUGCAGAUAUGUAUUUAUCAUUUCUUCUCGAUCAAUUGCCCAUCUUAACACAACAAUAAUUGUAUGUUGUGGAUGGAAACAUUCUUUGGUAGCUUAGAGCCUCCUAAUCUUACAAUUUUGCAAUGACAACCACACCAAACUUGUACUUGUAU